AUGUCGAAAUCGGAGUACGUAGGCGCGUCGCGUGCAACUAAGUGCCGCGUAUCGGCUCGCGGCGGAUUAUCCGCACCGAGCACAGUUAGCCGCGAAAGUUCAGCGCGUAUCCAUAAGUUGCACGGACAACGCAUCAGAUUAGGAGUCGGCCGUAAAGCCGCCGGAGUUACGCGGGUGAAAGCGACGAACGGGAUGCGAUUCUCGGUUUAUCGCCGUGCGGAUUUAUGCGACGCGCUCCGGCGGAAAUUAAAAUACGCCGCGCCCGUAUUGUCCGCCGGAUCCUCCGCUGCACCGGCGCCCGAUCGCAUCCGAUUCGAAAUUCGAAAUGCCGUUCGAAAAUAU
Molecule: messenger RNA, 342 nt
Organism: Iphiclides podalirius (scarce swallowtail)
Lineage: Eukaryota; Metazoa; Arthropoda; Insecta; Lepidoptera; Papilionidae
Source: the annotation of a GenBank genome assembly